Molecule: messenger RNA, 1656 nt
Organism: Nymphalis io (European peacock)
Lineage: Eukaryota; Metazoa; Arthropoda; Insecta; Lepidoptera; Nymphalidae
Product: zinc finger C4H2 domain-containing protein
Exons: 5
Coding region: 100-801 (233 amino acids)
Biological process (GO): positive regulation of neuron differentiation
Cellular component (GO): nucleus
Source: RefSeq, a predicted model, not a curated record
GUAAUCUUAUUUCAAGUGUGUGUUUUUAGUAUAUAACGUUUUGUGUUUUUCAUUUAAUUUUCUCAGUGAAGAAAAUUUUUUCUUUUAUGCACCCAGAAAAUGACCGCAGAGAACGAAAGGGAAAUAUAUCACAAAUUAGAAGCAAUGAAAGAGAUCAGAAACAAAACAAUUACUUUAGAGCGUUUGAAGCGCAGCAUUUUAAAUGAAGUUCGUAGUGGUGACCAGGAAGGGCGCUGCCUCGCUCAAUACAAAAGAGAAAUGGAGUUGCUGCAACAAGAGAAGAUGAGCCACGUUGAAGAACUGAGACAAAUUCAUGCUGACAUAAAUGCUAUGGAGACAGUCAUAAAGCAGACAGAGGAGAGCAUGUCUCGCAAGCUGUCAAAUGCAUCUCGACUGCACGAGGACUAUCGGCCGCUAAAGACCGAGGUGGAUCUGCUCCGGCGACAAUGCCUCGGCCUGGACCGGCUACCCGACCUGCACGAGGAGGAGGGCAGCCCGAUAACGCCCGACCGCUUCCCGGCGCCGGCGGCGCGCGCGGGCGGCGCGGGCGGCGCGGGCGGCGCGGGCGCGCUCGCGGCGGCCGCCUUCCUGGCGCCGGCGCCGCGCAAGCCGCCGCCGCCGCCGCCCGCGUUCAGGUCUGCUCUCGACCGAGAUUUCCUUACCGUCUCGCUGAGACAGCAGCCGCCGCCGAUGAAGUCGUGCCUGUCGUGUCACCAGCAGAUCCACCGCAACGCGCCCAUCUGCCCGCUCUGCAAGGCUAAGAGUCGCUCCCGGAACCCCAAGAAGCCCAAGAAGAAAUAGUCCAGCCCCACUAGCUGGCGCUCUCUCCUCGUACAUCCCACCUCGUGUUAUUGGAUACCUGGUUAUUAAGAAACAGGUCCUUUAUCGUUUAAUAAGCUCACUCUUAGUGAUCUGAGCUUUAAAUAUGAUUUAAUUAUUUAUUUUUCUAAUUUUCUACCUAUAAAUGUACACGAUGACCCUUCACCAGCACUUCUUAAUAUUUGAAUAUAAUUAUAUAAUGGAUGUUGUUACGUUGAGUGAUUAUAUUUUAAGCUUAAUAUUAGUACAUAGAUCUUGAUGGUUGUAAAUAUAAGUAUUAUAUAUUUAUUAGUCGGUGUUUCGUCUAGUGUAAGAACGAGCUACGCCGUCGUAAUGGAGGUGUUUAAAAUAGAUUGUGCCAAAUGGAACUGUAAAUAUUAACUUAGGUGUAGUUGUUUAUUGUUAACUAUAGGAAGGUUGUACUUAAGAAAUUAAUGUUGUACAAUGUGCCGAGUCAUUGCUGCUAAGUAUGUACUUUAAGAGAUCGGAUAAUAUCUGGAGUGAUACGAACACGCUCAAUGACCGAAUAUGAAUUAAAACUUAAAUAAAUCAUUUAAAGGCCUGAUUUUUCAGUUGUUCUACAAUUUUCCACUGGUGAUUGAAAAAUCGUCUAAAGUUGUGUCAAUGUUUAGGAGAUAUGGAGAAGUCUUGUGGCAGGCGGUCCUUAGUUUUAUAAAAUUGUAUUGUAUAUAUAACUAUCUAAAUUAUAUUUCUAUAAUGUUUGUGAUAGAUGUACAUGUGUUAUUGUCGGCGGGUCAGUCACGUGUCCCCUGUAAAUAACCUCAUACUGUCGCUGUGAAUAUCAUUUGUUUUUACAAUAUACAAUUAUCGUGUCAA